Molecule: messenger RNA, 1902 nt
Organism: Apiotrichum porosum
Lineage: Eukaryota; Fungi; Basidiomycota; Tremellomycetes; Trichosporonales; Trichosporonaceae
Gene: ULP1
Product: Smt3-specific protease
Exons: 8
Coding region: 1-1902 (633 amino acids)
Biological process (GO): protein desumoylation
Cellular component (GO): nucleus
Molecular function (GO): deSUMOylase activity
Source: RefSeq, a predicted model, not a curated record
AUGGCUGGACCGACCAAACGUUCCGCCUCCUCAACCUCCAAUAUCCCAUCCCCGCCUUCCCCCAAGCGGCCCAGGACUGAGCAUCACAACACCGGUCUCGCGCGUCCUGUACAAGAGACAUCAAUCUUUGACUCGUGUGUCGGGCUCUUCAGAGAGUACUUCUCAAGUAUGGGCCGGAAUGCACACCCUCAACAACAGCCUACGGUGCGCCGCCCGCUGGCACUAGAUGCAAUGGGACCUCCCCCCAUGCGUGGACUGGAACCCAACCCCGGAGGCUCACUAGCCCUAUUUGGCAGCACGUUUACACCACGCGGCACGUCGUCCGGCACCACUUCGUCACAGCCCAUCGUCAUUGCCGAUGACGACGGUGAAGACCCUCAGGCGAUGAGACGCCAUGAAGAGCAGGUGAACAGGCGGAAUCAAGCUCGCCAACAUCUCAACGACCAUGUACCGCAGUCCACUAUUCUGAAGCUCUUCCCUUCAAAGUUUGACCCUCCACCCGCCUCGUCGUCUAGCUCGUCCACUCAAGUCAACGGAGUUGCAAAGCCUCCUCCCCAGACGCCCCACAACGAGCCUGGUCCGUCAAGGCCCCGACUUCCGCAGCGCCCAAUAGUCGAAUUUAAAAAGCCGCCAAGGGCCUACAACUGGACUGGACAUCGGUCGGUAUCUCCCUCGUCGUCGAGCACCGACUCUACUGCCUCAGGAAAGGUUCGCCGGGUCAACAGCCAGAGCAAUCUCCGCAGCCGAGAUGGCAGUGCACAACAGAGGAUGAUAUACAAACGCUAUCAAAAUCUCCAGGCUGAAAACUCGCCCAACGCUCCAGUCUUUGGACGGGUUUUAGACGAUCUCAACGAGGCAACGAGGAAGAAGGAGCGUGCGGCCAAAAGAGAUACCCGUACAUCUCUGUCGGGACUUGCCUUUCACCAACAAAAGAGUCCAAGCAAACCCAUCGAUCAUGUGGCAAAAUCCUUUGGCCAGAUCCAGCUGGACCGUCGCCGCCACCUGGACGAGCUUGUCGUUCCUACUCCACCAAAGCCAGCAGUUGCACCGAUCAAGCCUCGUCCUCGGCCCACUCUUGAUUUCAAGGCCUACAGCAGCGAGUUUGUUGAAAAGCUCGAAAAGCAAAGGAAGGAGGAGGCCAGGCGCGCAAAGGAGAAGAUGCGUCCCAGGAUCCCAAAGCAUCUGUUGGACGAGCAAGAGGAACUGGUGGACGACCGUCUGCGUGACCGUACAUUCGAAGUCACGAUUGGCAGUGCACCAGUAGAGGCUUCUUCGCUGCAGCGUCUCAAGCCCGAGACUUGGCUCAACGAUGAGAUUGUCAACGCGUAUGCGGAACUGCUCAACGCGCGCUACAAAGCGGCCGGUCGCAAGGUGCACUGCAUGAACAGCUUUUUUUAUCAAAAGCUGUCCGAGCAGGGUUACGAAAAGGCGAACCUCAAGCGCUGGACCAAGAGGGCCAAGGUGGACAUCUUUGAGCUGGAUCAAUUCCUGGUUCCCAUCAACGUCAGCAAUGCCCACUGGGUGUGUGCCAGUGUCAACUUUGCCAAGAAGCGCAUUGAGUAUUUCGACUCGCUUAAUGAUUCGGGCAACCGUCACAAGGCGUUUGACUACCUUCGCAAGUAUCUGCAGGCAGAGUACAAGGAGAAGAAAGGUGGCACGUUUGACCUUUCCGACUGGGUUGAUUACUACGACCCCAACACGCCCAAGCAGAACAACUCGUGCGACUGCGGUGUGUUUGCAUGCCAGACUCUUGAGAGCAUCGCCCGUGGCCGUGACCUGAAAAAGGCCGGCUUCGAGUUUUCAAAGUCCAACAUGCCCUUCUUCCGUCGCCUCAUGGUUCUCGAGAUUGCGUCGGGUUCGCUGAGUGAGAGGACUUGGGGCAACGAACAGCCCAAGUUGUAA